Molecule: messenger RNA, 6465 nt
Organism: Oxyura jamaicensis (ruddy duck)
Lineage: Eukaryota; Metazoa; Chordata; Aves; Anseriformes; Anatidae
Gene: SORCS1
Product: sortilin related VPS10 domain containing receptor 1
Exons: 28
Coding region: 529-4320 (1263 amino acids)
Biological process (GO): post-Golgi vesicle-mediated transport
Cellular component (GO): Golgi apparatus; membrane
Molecular function (GO): protein binding
Source: RefSeq, a predicted model, not a curated record
GGCUGCGGAGGAGGGUGAUGCACAAGCGGCCAAGUGAGAGCGAGCAGAGAGAGAGCGAGCGGGAGAGGAGCGAGCUGAGACUUCCACAGAGGCAGCCGGGAGGAAUCACCAGCCGGGAUUUGCUCCUCUCUCUCUCCCUCUCUCUCUGACUUCAAUUCAGCUCCUCCCCCGUGUGGUUGUGGCUUUCCCUUCCAUCAAAAGCCUGAUCAGCAACGCCAGUCUUGAGGAAAAAAAAAAAAAAAAAAAAAAAAAAAAAAAAGAGAGAGAGAGAAAGAAAAAAAAGAGGAGGAAAAAAAAAAGAGAGAGAGAGAAAGAAAGAAAAAAGUGCAAAAGAAGACAAAGAAAACAAGGAGAAAAAAUCUGGGAAAAAAAAAAAGCAGUCUCCCCCCUGGCUGCACCAAACACAGCAGAGUCUGAAACUUUAUGGAGUUCUUGCUGUGUUUACCCCGCGGUGGGUAAAUCGGCAGCACCCUGCUCACUCGCUCCUUCCUGCUCUUUCUCCCUCGCACUCAUCAGCAGUCAGCAGCGAUGGAAAAAGUUGCUGGCUGGUACCCAGCCUGGCACGUUGCUCUCCUUUACUGGACAUGGCUUUUCCUCUUCACUUUCGGCUUUACCGGUGCAGAAAUAACUUGCAGAUCCUGCCAUUCCCAGGUGAAGCCGCAGCAUCAACAUCCGCAGCAAGGAUUACUAAUGCAUUUGAGGACCGACAGAGGAGAAAAGGACCAGAGGAGGUUCCCGGGGGAGAAGAAAGGUGAGAGAGGGCAAGGGGCAGGGAUGGAUGCGGAGGAUGCCGGGCUGCAAGCGCCCCUCGACCCUGCUCUCUUGGGAGCCAACAUCAGCGGCUGGGAGACCCGGACCUUGACGAGGGAGCCCGACAAAGUGGCCAGGGAGAGCCGGCCCGGAGAGGCGGCGGCUCCUGCGGGGGACCAUCGCCGCCGGGGCCAGGGGUCCUCCCCGGUGGGCUCUCGGCGGGGCUCGGGCCGGCGGCGGCGGGGCCGCAGCCCCCGGGGCACCGCGGGGCCAGGCGGAGCCGCGGGGAGGGAGCCGGGGGGCUCCGGCGCCGCCCGCUUCGGGCUGGAGGAGCUGCGGCUGGGCAGCACCACGUUCGCCCUCACCGGCGACUCGGCGCACAACCAAGCCAUGGUGCACUGGUCCGGCCACAACAGCAGCGUGAUUCUAAUUCUGACAAAGCUGUAUGACUACAACCUGGGAAGCAUCACAGAAAGCUCUCUUUGGAGGUCAACGGAUUAUGGGACAACAUAUGAGAAACUGAAUGAUAAAGUUGGCCUGAAGACUAUUUUGAGCUACUUGUAUGUUUGUCCAACAAACAAACGUAAGAUUAUGCUGCUGACUGACCCAGAGGUUGAGAGCAGUUUAUUGAUUAGUUCUGAUGAAGGUGCCACCUAUCAAAAAUACCGUCUUAACUUCUACAUCCACAGUCUGCUCUUCCACCCAAAGCAGGAAGAUUGGAUCUUAGCAUAUAGUCAAGAUCAAAAGUUAUUCAGUUCAGUGGAGUUUGGCAGAAGAUGGCUGCUUCUUCAUGAGGGAGUCGCACCAAACAGGUUCUACUGGUCUAUGAUGGGGUCCGGUAGAGAGCCAGAUCUCGUGCACCUGGAGGCAAAGACAGUGGAUGGUCAUGCCCAAUACAUCACCUGCAAGAUGCAGAACUGCAGUGAAGCCACUCGAAGCAAACCCUUUCCAGGCUAUAUCGACCAUAACUCCCUGAUCGUCCAGGAUGACUAUGUCUUUGUUCAGUUGACAUCGGGUGGACGACCACAUUAUUACGUUUCUUAUAGGAGGAAUGCAUUUACACAGAUGAAGCUGCCAAAGUACUCCUUGCCCAAGGACAUGCAUGUUAUCAGCACAGAUGAGAGUCAGGUGUUUGCAGCUGUUCAAGAGUGGAACCAAAACGACACAUACAAUCUGUAUAUCUCUGACACCCAAGGGGUGUAUUUCACCUUGGCCUUGGAAAACGUCAAGAGUAGUCAAGGACUGGAAGGGAAUGUGAUGAUUGACCUCUAUGAGGUAGCAGGGAUAAAGGGAAUGUUCUUGGCUAACAAGAAGAUUGACAACCAAGUGAAAACUUUCAUCACCUACAAUAAAGGCAGAGACUGGAGUUUGUUGCAGGCUCCGGACACUGAUCUAAGAGGAAACCCUGUUCACUGUCUCCUACCCUAUUGCUCCCUUCAUCUUCAUCUGAAGGUCUCAGAGAAUCCCUAUACCUCAGGAAACAUCGCCAGUCGAGACACUGCCCCCAGCAUUAUUGUAGCAUCAGGCAAUAUAGGCUCUGAACUGUCAGAUGAUGACAUCAGCAUGUUUAUUUCUGCAGAUGCUGGGAACACAUGGAGACAGAUAUUUGAGGAGGAGCACAGUGUUCUGUACCUGGAUCAAGGUGGAGUACUGGUUGCCAUAAAACACACAUCUCUGCCUAUCAGACAUCUCUGGUUAAGUUUUGAUGAAGGGAAAUCUUGGAGCAAGUACAGUUUCACAUCCCUCCCACUGUUUGUAGAUGGAGUUUUAGGGGAACCUGGAGAGGAAACUCUCAUCAUGACAGUGUUUGGACAUUUCAGCCACCGCUCAGAGUGGCAGCUAGUAAAAAUUGACUACAAGUCCAUUUUUGAUCGGAGGUGUGCAGAAGAAGACUACAGACCUUGGCAACUCCACAGCCAGGGAGAAGCUUGCAUCAUGGGAGCAAAGAGGAUCUACAGGAAACGCAAGUCAGAGAAGAAAUGCAUGCAAGGAAAAUAUGCAGGGGCUAUGACCUCAGAGCCCUGUGUGUGCACAGAGGCAGACUUUGACUGUGAUUAUGGAUAUGAACGUCACAGCAAUGGGCAGUGUUUACCAGCGUUUUGGUAUAAUCCAUCUUCCUUGUCAAAAGAGUGCAGCGUUGGACAGAGUUAUCUCAACAGCACUGGGUACCGGAAAGUUGUUUCAAAUAACUGCACAGAUGGUGUGAGAGAACAGUACACGGCAAAACCACAGCAAUGUCCUGGCAAAGCCCCCCAGGGGCUUCGCAUAAUCACCACUGAUGGCAAACUGACAGCUGAGCAAGGGCACAACGUCACUUUCCUGGUGCAGCUGGAAGAGGGAGACCUUCAGAGAUCCCUCAUUCAGGUGGAUUUUGGAGAUGGCAUCGCUGUUUCAUAUGCUAAUCUCAGCUCAACAGAAGAUGGGAUCAAGCACAUUUAUCAAAAUGUGGGCAUAUUCCGAGUGACCGUGCUGGUGGAAAACAGCCUGGGAUCUGACAAUGCUGUCCUCUACCUGCAUGUAACGUGUCCCUUGGAACACGUUCACUUAUCUCUCCCAUUUGUCACCACAAAGAACAAGGAGGUCAAUGCCACGGCAGUACUGUGGCCAAGUCAAGUGGGAACACUUACUUAUGUCUGGUGGUUUGGAAACAACACGGAGCCACUGAUCACUUUGGAAGGGAGCAUCACAUUCACAUUUUCUGUAGAAGGGAUGAACACCAUCACUGUUCAGGUCUCAGCAGGAAACAUCAUUCUUCAGGACACAAAGACCAUUGCUGUGUAUGAGCAAUUUCAGUCCCUGCGGUUAUCAUUCUCCCCAAACCUGGACGACUACAAUCCAGAUAUCCCAGAGUGGAGGAGGGACAUCAGUAGAGUAGUCAAGAGAGCCCUGGUGGAGGCAACAGGUAUUUCAAGCAAGCAUAUUCUAGUCGCAGUGCUCCCGGGUCUGCCCACAUCUGCUGAACUCUUCAUUUUACCUUAUCAAGAUUCCCCAGCAGAAAAUAAAAGAAAAACAGAAGACUUAGAACAGAUUUCAGAAAUACUGGUCCAGAAACUGAAGCAAAACUUUGUCCAUUUUGAUUUGAAGCCAGGGGUUCGAAUUCUUGUGCAUGCUGCCCAUUUAACAGCAGCUCCUCUGGUGGACCCGACUCCCAGUCAUAGUGGUUCAGCUAUGCUGAUGCUCCUCUCUGUCGUUUUUGUGGGACUAGCUGUGUUUGUAAUCUACAAAUUCAAAAGGAAGAUUCCUGGCCUUAAUAUAUAUGCACAGAUGCAGAAUGAAAAAGAUCAAGAGAUGAUCAGUCCAGUCAGUCAGAGGGAAAGCAUACCUAAUGUCCCUCAAAGUGAGCUGAUGAGCCCUGAGCAACUAGUAGAUGAGAAGUUGGAUGUCCAGCCCAUAGAGCAACCCCAGGCCACAGUCCAGAACCCAAGGAAAGGAAAUGCAACCAAGGUAGUCUGGACAGAGGACUUCCAAAAGGCUUGUGGAUCACCAAGAGGUUUCAAGCCAAGACCCGGAGCGGAAGUAUUUCCACAGCUGCUGAGCCUCAGAGCACAAAAGAAAUCCCUACCUAUGUAAAUGGUUGAAUUGAGGACACCGAUAUAUAUAUAUAUAUAUUGAAAAAAAAAGAGGAGAGCUCAUUGCAUUUGGACUUUUUAAUUCUUCAGAUGACAAGGGUUUUUAGCUUUAAGCCUGUGCAUGUGGACAUUAUACUGACACCAUAGCGGAACUGCAUUGUACAGGUGUAAAAUUUUAGUGGGGGGUGGGGGGAGAGGAACCGAUAUCACUAUAUACCCCUGCAGCCCUUACCUUCACCCCUCCAUUCUCUUUUUUUUCUGAUCUGUCUCUAAUUUGUAGAAAAUUCAUAAUGAUAUAGGCCAAGAAUAUGCAUGGGGGUCUCUUGUUUAGGGAGAUGGGUGGGCUGGGAUGUGGGGGAGAAGGGCUGGGGAGGUGGGAGGGAGCAUUUAGGGUUCUUGGCUUUAGAUUUAACUGCUCUUUUAGCACUUUGGGCUGCGGGAAGGCUAGCUGCCCCAGUAGCCUUUCAUAGGUCACACACACAAGAAAUCACACUGGAGUUUAAAGGCACUGAAAAUCUUGGGUCAGUCUGGUUUAUGUCUUCAUUUGGACUCUGCCCUUCAUUCCUCUAGCUGCAACUGCUGCUCACACCCCAUGGCUGCAUGGAAGCUGGGUGUGAGCAUGGAUGAUCCCACCUGCAAAGCCAGGCUCUUUACUAAAUGGCUUUUUAGCCUAUUCACACCAAGGCACCCCUUUGACAGUACUGCUCAGAAGUAACUUUCUGCCCCCUAACCUUGGACUGAACAGAAUAAGGAUGCAUUACAGACAAGGAGGUCUGUCCAAACUGUACGUUUAGGAGCUUAUUCCCACUGUACUUUUAGGAGGUUAUUGCCAGCAUGAUCUUACACCUUACUUUAUACCAGCCUUACACUUCGAAUUUGGGCUAAGAGAAAGCCUAAUAACACCCUCAGCUGCUUUUAGUGUUGAUCUAUGGAGUUGUCUGGGGAAGUCCCAUGAGAUCUCUGCCUUUUGGAAGUCACCCCAAGGUCUGACAUUAUUUUUGAAAGACACCUUGUCAAUAUAACAGGGAGCAGGGAACAGCCCAUGUGCAGUUUCUCAUGGCCUUCUUGACAAACCCCCUUGGCUGCAGAUCUGCAAACUACUGCCAUUCUGGGUGGAGGAGGCGAGAAUAAAGUAGGAUUUGGUUUGAGAUUGUUCCCAUGCAUUUUGAGCCCCAGCACUACAGAAUUGCUCUUGUACAAGAUUUUGAGUUCUUACCAACACCAUAAGGUUGUGGCUUACACUGCAACUAGAAAUGUGACUGCAGGACGUGUGCGUGUAGACUAUGCAAGAGAACAGCGAGAAAGCAGGCUUAGCACACUUCAAACAAGUCUUUCCAGGACACUGUGGCUGGAGCCUCAACUGUGUCCAUCACACCUAUUGAUUUCCAACGCAACUCAGGUAAACUCAGCACCAGGAUUUUGUUUUGAAGUGCAAAGAGAGAAAGACAGUAACCAAUAUACAUUUACUUAAAUAUGUUAGGUGAAAGCAAAUACCAGCUGGUUCACAAUCAAUGCAGCACACUUAGGGGGCACCCUGAUUCCUGAAGCAAGUGAGUUUUGUUCAAUAAACUUUGCACAUGGCAACCUGCAUCAAAAACAGGACAAAGCAGCAUUACUAGCAUAGUCUGGAGUCCUGGGGCUGGGAGAAGAUGGUUUUGAAAAUUUCUCUGUCACAAAUUAGGCAUAAGCCCCAACCAAACUGCUUGAUGGCAAAGGAAAAAAAAAAAAAAAAAAGGUGAUACCAAAUAUAAGAGCAUUAGAUGUACAGUAGUCAAAGGAUAAUCACAGUAUGGAGUCCUCUGCCUCUUUCUGGAGUUUCUCUGCAGACAGGUAGAAACGCAACAGUUUGUAUGGCUUUGCUAUUGUGUUUGCAACUACAGCUUUAAGAAUGAUGGAAAACUUUUAGCAGAAACUGUAUAAUAUUCCCCACUUAGGUCCAACAUUAGCCAACUUAUUUUUAUAGUAAGCCAAUCAAAAAGUUUUCUUAUAGUGUUGGAACUAUUUCUAAUUUUAAAAUUACUUUUUUGAUGUACUUUUUCAUCUUCUUUUUCCCCUUUCGUUAAAUACAAUGUAGCCUACUGUAUAAUUGCUAUUGUUUAUUGCUUUUACAGUCAUAUUUAUUAAACAGAUUAUGUCUCUAAAUGAA